Molecule: messenger RNA, 1164 nt
Organism: Molossus molossus (Pallas's mastiff bat)
Lineage: Eukaryota; Metazoa; Chordata; Mammalia; Chiroptera; Molossidae
Gene: KLF17
Product: Kruppel like factor 17
Exons: 3
Coding region: 4-1164 (386 amino acids)
Biological process (GO): regulation of transcription by RNA polymerase II
Molecular function (GO): RNA polymerase II cis-regulatory region sequence-specific DNA binding; DNA-binding transcription factor activity, RNA polymerase II-specific
Source: RefSeq, a predicted model, not a curated record
GAGAUGGAGCGUGAGGACGAGGUGCUGAGCCAGUGGCGGGCAGCUCAGCUCGCAGAGAACACUGAGAAGUCCUUGUGCAUCUUGGACAUGUCUCCGUCUCCUGGAAGCAGUGGAGUGCACACCUCUUGGACCCAUGGCCCAGCGGGCACUCAACACAUCCUUCAGUGUCCACAACUGGAGAGGAUCCCCUUGGUUUCUGCUGAGACUCCCAGGGAGAAUGUGAAUGAAAUAGGGCCACAGUUCAGUGUGUUGCUGCCUGAGUGUGGUGGGAACUACUGCCCCCAAGUGACUCUCCCUCCUUCCCAAAUGAUUUACUGUCAGGGAAUGUCUCCCUCUCAACCAGGAAUGAUGAUUUUCAAGGGGCCCCACAUGAUGUCUUUAGGAGAGCCCAGUAUUCCAGGGGUGGCCAUGACCUUCAGUGGGAAUCUAAGGAUGUCCCGCAAUGGGCCACCAGUCACAGCUCCCAGUGAAAUCCCAGUGAUGUCCCACAUUAGGACACCAACAAUGCCUUAUUCUAGCCCCCCUACACUAUCUUCUAAUAGAGAUUCUUUAACACCUAUAAUGUCAUUGUCCCCAACCAUGCCUUCUGCUGAGGACCAGGCAUUGCUUCCCUCUUUGGCUCAGAUGUUGUCCCCUAGUGAUCCCCACAACUGCGGAAUGCCCCCGGCUGGGUCCCCAUCAUUGCUGGCUUUAGAAUCCCAGGGCUCUUUUGUUAGCCAGCCAGCCUUCCAGGAAGACUCCUUCCUACCUGAGCAGCCCACACCUGCUCCACAAAGAGCAGAGCAGAAUUGCAGGGCCCCGGAAAGGGCUCCCAGGAGGAGAGCCACGGUUGCAAGGCCUUACUGCUGCCAGUAUAAGGACUGUGGAAAAGCUUACACUAAGCGCUCCCACCUCGUGAGCCACCAACGCAAACAUACAGGUGAGAGGCCCUAUAAAUGUACGUGGGAAGGUUGUACAUGGUCUUUCUUCCGUUCUGAUGAGCUUGGACGACAUAAACGGAUACAUACCAAAUACCGACCCCAUAGAUGUGAUCAGUGCGGACGAAAAUUCAUGCGAUCUGACCAUCUCAGGCAACACCGAAGGACUCAUCUGCACAUGUCAGGAUCCCCCAAUCCACGGGCCAACAGUGAACAGAUGGCUGGUCCUCCUGCUCCCGGUCUUUAG